AUUUUGGCGACGCGUUCAAAACCGGAAGUAGGAAAAGAAAUCUGACGUUUCAUGAGUGGAUUUUCACUGUAAUAUUUCGAAGAUGUCACGGGCUAAACCAGAGGAUGAUGAGUACUGGAACAGCUCCAAGUUCAAAGCGUUCACGUUUGACGACGACGACGACGAGUUUUCAAGGCUGAAAGAGUCCAAGCGGGCCGUGAACAGCAUCUUGGUGGAUGACGAUGACGAUGAUGAAGAUGAUGUGGAGAGAGUCAGCUGGAGCGGGGAACCUGUGGGAAGCAUCUCUUGGUCGGUGAAGGAAACCGCCUCCAGUAUUCGUUCAGGCAACGAGCAGAGCUUUCCCAAAAUAGACACCGCCCCGUCGCUGUCCAAGCAGGGCUCUGGAUACUCCCUAAGCGCCCUGUUUAAAGCGAAGAGUAAACCUUUCCAGUCCUUCUCCGAGUCUUUUAGCGACACGUCUGUUAGAACAUACGCACCUGAGCUGAGAAAGCCCAAGUCAGAUGGAAAGGAUUUUGUCAGCGACCUGAGUCCUGAGGAAACCGUGAGGAGAAUGCAGAAAGGACGGGCAUUUUCCCUAGAAAAGUUCCGCUCUCUGCAAGACAAGCUUCUGCUGCUAGAUGAAGCAGUUGCUGUUUAUGAUGGCAAUGUCAUCACUGCUGUCUUGAUAUAUUUAAAAAAGUCAUUAAGCAAAGAAAUUCUCUUUCGAGAGUUAAUGGCCAGAGAUGUGGCUUUGCGUCAUUACGUCCAUUAUUUAAAAGAAAUGGGAGAGCAAAAGCUUUUGGUUGAGUUACUGAAGGCUCUUGGCAGGACAGAAGACAUGGCGUUGAUGCAGUACAAAGAACACUUGAAUAUUAAGGAUGAAGGGCGAAGAAGAGACUUCCUCAAAAGCUGCCUCGGCCUUCCUUUCUCUCAAGACGAUGCCACUCACGUUCAAGACCACUAUACGCUCCUCGAGAGACAAAUAAUCAUAGAGGCUAGUGACAAGAAGGCCGAUGCAGACAUCUUUAAGAAGUUCCCUAGAAAAGCAUCCAUCCUUAAUAUGCCAAUCAUUACCACAUUGUAUUACUCUUGCUUUUACCAUUACGGAGAGUCAGAGGGAACGUUUAGCAGUCCUUCGAACAUUAGAAAAACUUUCCGGAUUUCAGAAAAGCAGUACAUUCUCACAGCCCUCGGCGCAAGAGCGAAGUUAAAAUCCUGGUUUGACGUGGACAGCCUGUUCAACACCAAGAACUGGCUGGGGUACACCAAGAAAAGGUCUCCCAUCGGCUUUCACAGAGUGGUGGACAUCCUGCAGAAGAACAGCGCCCCCGUGAACGUGCUGCAGGAGUACGUGAACCUCAUCGACGACACCGAGCUCAAGCUGAGCGUGGCUCUGAAGUAUAAAUGCCACGACAUCGUCAUCAACACGUACAGAGACCUGAAGGACCGGCAGGAGCUUGUUGUGUACAGAGAGAAGCUGGAGCGAGACUCGCCAGAAUACAGGAAGAUCCAGGAUCUCCUCAGUAACUCGCAAAUGCGAUGGAAAAACUGACGCUUGGAUCGUGACACGAGGCAGCGAUGAGCAGAUGUUUGGCAAGAGCUCUUUCAGAGACCACGUUACGCAAAAAAAACACUAGGAAGCUGCUAAAUGUGGAGCGAGAUCCUCGCAGCCAUCGAACGUUUUAGACCACCAGUGGAGCGCGUCCUUCGGAGGGAUUCUUUGCGUCUGUAAGAUUAAUCUGCCAAGUGUCCUUCUGCCAACUCUACAGGUGAACGUUUCUAAAGGGAGGCUACCGGGGAACAACACGCUCUUUCUCCGCUCGCACCUUUUUUUGUUUGGCCGUGUUUGAAUAUCUGAACAUUCCACCCGCUCUCUUUUUUUUUUAAUUGAUAUUAAAAAUAAUAUGCUAAA
Molecule: messenger RNA, 1891 nt
Organism: Puntigrus tetrazona (Sumatra barb)
Lineage: Eukaryota; Metazoa; Chordata; Actinopteri; Cypriniformes; Cyprinidae
Gene: vipas39
Product: VPS33B interacting protein, apical-basolateral polarity regulator, spe-39 homolog
Exons: 19
Coding region: 83-1531 (482 amino acids)
Biological process (GO): vacuolar transport; intracellular protein transport
Cellular component (GO): cytoplasm
Source: RefSeq, a predicted model, not a curated record